This is a messenger RNA of Ziziphus jujuba (common jujube), 1080 nucleotides long. RefSeq lists its product as uncharacterized. The record is from RefSeq and is a predicted model, not a curated record. Bases 154 to 552 code for a protein of 132 amino acids. Lineage: Eukaryota; Viridiplantae; Streptophyta; Magnoliopsida; Rosales; Rhamnaceae. The transcript is spliced from 5 exons.
UUGGCCCAAUGAAGUUGUCCCGCCACCAUUCUAGUCACUGCCUGAACCUUAUAGGAGUGCCGAAGAGGGACAACACUGAGACAAUUAUAGCAUCUUGCAUCUCGCCAAAUCAAUCUAAAUUCCACCCAAAAGAGGAAAAACGAGAAAAUAAAAAUGGGAAAUAGAAAGACACAGCGUUCGUUUAAUCCUAGUGUUGUAGUCAGAAAUUCCAUUCUUUUGUUGUUGUUGAUGUUGUUCUUGUUGUUGUCUCCAACAGUUUUGGCGAAGUCUCGUCGCCCAAUCACUGAAAUUGAAACCAGACAGAGGAAGAACAAGUGCUAUGCUGACAUUGAGAGUGGAAUGUGGGGUCAGCAGUGCAAAUCUUCAACGAUAACGAAGGAAAAUUGUGCUUUGAGAUGCCUUUCUCCGGCAUGUUAUGAGAUCAUCUAUGAGAGUGAUCCUCUUGAAGAAGGAGAAAAAGAUCUUGUUAGGGGACAAGAGUUCAAGUACUGUAUGCAUAAGUUGUCGUUGGGGGAGAGCCUUCAGGAUAUAAAGGGUUCCUUUGGAUAUUAAACUUGUCAUUUGCUGCAUUUGAUGUAAAGUCACCAUUAGAAAAGUUUGAAAAAUGAAAGAGAAAGAACUUCAUGUUUAUAAAGAGAAAGAACUUCAGUAUUCAAUAUAUGUUAAAGAACUUAUGCGCAUGCUAUUCAGUAUGGAAAGAAUUCAGAUUACAGACUCAGUUUACAUGGGGGGGAUGGUAGCAUGAUGACCAUCAGGCUUGAUGAUCCUUGAGGGGCAUUUAUUAUCAGAAGUCUGUUAUCUUGGUGGGUGUUCUUCAAAUGAGACAACCACUAUAAGAGUUCAAUUUGAUGGAAGUUUGGAUUUGAAUUGUUUGAAGAUGACUCUCUCUGAUCAACUGUGUCUCUCUUGCAUGUGAAAUUUAGUCAGGUGCUAAGAAAAUGUGGCUAAUGUGCCAAUUUGCUGCUGCUUUUGUUGCUUAAUUAUUCUCUAGCUGAUUGCUUAGGACCAAAGAACCUAUUCAUAAAUGAAAGAAAUCCUAAAGCAAUAGAGCAAUAAAUAGUGAAGCUUAACUUUUGUUUA